Penicilliopsis zonata CBS 506.65 is the source of this 1822-nucleotide messenger RNA. RefSeq lists its product as hypothetical. Gene Ontology annotation, molecular function: glycosyltransferase activity. The transcript has a single exon. NCBI's taxonomy places the organism in Eukaryota, Fungi, Ascomycota, Eurotiomycetes, Eurotiales, Aspergillaceae. The record is from RefSeq and is a predicted model, not a curated record. The coding region runs from base 500 to 1735 and encodes 411 amino acids.
CUACGCCAACCACGGCUGAAGAGACACCAUGAUCCAAGGAGGCAUCUUUCGAACGAAUUCUUUUCCGCUUACCUCGGCGUGACCAGUUGCCAUCUCCAUCAAUUACUCGAAACUAAUGUCUGACUACAGCUGCACGGCGCACCCCAUUUAUACUAAUGUGGGGGCCGUUUUCAUCGUCGAUUCAAAUCUAACAGGAGCACCACGUGUGGGCGACUGGGAUACAAGGGCAUUGUUCUCAUGGAUGAAGUGGGUAUACAGGGAUAUUUCACUCUCGUACGAUCCUGCAGGACCCCCGUUGAGUGGGCCACUAACUGAUACUAGUUGUAUUCUAACUACGGAGUACUCCGUGAAAGCGGGAGACAGGGUAUACGGAAGACCUGGUACUUAUCCUUGCAAAAGUAGAAUAACUGGUGUGAUCGAGGAAUUAUGAAAGGUACCUAGGUAUACUUGAUCUUGUUGCCCAUACAGGAUACAUACUCUGUGCUAUUGAAUGCUCAAUAUGAAGGACUCGCCAUCUCCUAAAGGCUUACUUGCCAUCCCCGAGGCCCAGCUGGACCACCGUUCAGAUGCCGAGAUCAUCGCCGAAUUGAAGUCUGAUCGGCCUCUUUCAUCCGCUGAGAAGAAUGUGUGGGCAUUCUGGCAUUCAGGGUUUGACAAUAUGGUCCCCUGGACCCAGAGAAAUGUCAUCGGCUGGGUGCGUCUGUUGGGACCCGAAUGGACCGUCCGGGUACUUGAUCGAGUGCCAGACUCACCGCUGAAUAUUUCUCGGUUUGUAGACGCAUCCUUUUUUCCCGAUGCCUUCAACAAGAAUAUCAUGAGCGGUCCAAGCGUGGGGCCUCACAUGGCGGACUUGAUCCGCCUGCCAUUGCUGUAUCUAUACGGCGGUGUGUGGAUGGACGUGGGAUCGACCCUGUUCCGACACCUGGAUGACGUCUGCUGGGAUGUGAUUUCUGAUCCAGAGACCCCGUAUGAGAUUUGCGGGUUCAACCUCGAAGUUCGGCCGGGCGUGACCGUCAUGAUGAACUCGUUUGUGGCCUCCAGACGAGGGAACGGGUUUAUCAAACGAUGGCAUGAGAUCUACCGGGCGCUUUGGGCAGGCGGAGCCACGCAAAGCGACGGAUUCCACAAGCACCCGCUGGUGGCGCACCUGCCCUUGCUGCACCCGCCGGUGGACAAGAUCAAGAACCCAGACCGCGAGGCGGCCAUGGGCCGGGUGACCGAUUACAUCGCUCAGAUCCUGUGCUUUGAGCGGCUGCGCAAGCUGGUUGAUCCCAGCGAUGGAUUCAAUGGGCCCAAAUACUAUCAGGAGAAGAUGUAUCUGUUCCCCGCGCUACAGGAGAUGUACUACUUCCAGAAAUGCACCGGGUGGAAGGGUGGCGAGCAGUUCCAGCUCCUGAGCGUCAAGCGGGAAGACAGCGACGGGUCCGUUCCCCCCCUCGUCCGCGAUGAAGUUUACAAGCGGGCCGAGGAGAUCGUCAACGACAUGGUGGCCAACACGUCUUUCAUGAAGCUCUCCCACGGACCUCCGGGCGAGCUAGAGGCCCUAGCUGAUCUAUGGGACGACCCGAAAAAUAGCGACAAGGACAACGAACCGGGGACGUUUGCGGCGUACCUCCGCUACGCGAGCACGCAUUUCCGGCAGACGAGACAGAUGGUCCCGUUGCAGUUACCCCUAGAGACAGAUGUCUUGCACGUGGGGUUACUCGAGGAAGCACCUAGUCAUGAACAGAGAUAAACAGUUUUGAUUUGACAGCUAACCAUUUGUUUAAUAUGAUAACAAAGUAUAUACUACCCAAGCUCACCACCCUCAUCUACUCUCAGA